This is a messenger RNA of Vanrija pseudolonga, 1194 nucleotides long. RefSeq lists its product as uncharacterized. Lineage: Eukaryota; Fungi; Basidiomycota; Tremellomycetes; Trichosporonales; Trichosporonaceae. The transcript is spliced from 2 exons. Bases 1 to 1194 code for a protein of 397 amino acids. The record is from RefSeq and is a predicted model, not a curated record.
AUGGCGGGCCUAGGCCACGACACCGCGAUCGAAUGGUCCGCAGCGAGCAUAAUUUUCGGCUUGCCCCACCUCGUCGACUCGAUCCUGGACCACGCCACCCGCGUGACGUUGGUCACAUUCAUGCGCGUCAACGAGGACUUGCACAACGAGGCAGGGAAGAGGCUCUACCACACCGUGCGCAUCGAUGGGCACAACAUGGCCGGUUUCUUCCGCGGCGCCAUCGAACCGGACGACGUCGACAGUCAUUGUGUAGUCAGCGCUUCCGACGACUGCAAGCGCGCACCAGAUGAGGACUACUUCGACACGCUUUACCCACCUGUCGAGCUCGCGAAGCAUGGGGCAGAGAGGGGCAAGUUCAAGGCCGCUCUGCUCGCUCGCGUGCGCGUUCUGUCCAUCGGGAGGCACCACACUUGCGUGUGCAACUACUACAGCACGUACGCCAAGAAUCUGCUUUGCAACCUCGACACGCUUCGCUUGGUACCAGCCAUCGAUGCAACGCCCCAACCCUCCACUUGGUGCGACGACACUGAGUACUAUGACGACCACUGUCGCCUGCUUAUGUGCCUCGAACCGCGCAAGAUCGUUUGGCGCAAUCUCGGCGCCAACCCUAUGAUUUUCUUCGACGCCUGGCCUGACGAUCACUUGUUUAAUGCAACCAACCUCAAGGAGGUCGUUGUCGCGUGCUAUGCCGACUUUGCCGAUCAGUUCCUCAUCGAGGACGUGGAGCUCGGUCCCGGCACGAAGGUCAAGGUCAUCUUCAACUGCCAGUGGGAGGAGUGGGCGCCUCGGCCCAGCAGGUUGUAUGACUCCGACUCCGACAUAGGAACUGAGUUCCGCCCUCCCAACCCUCAAAACAUCGUCAAUUCGAUGAUCUACUGGUCUAGCUGUUACGAGCUCCCCUUGGCCGUCGUCGGCCUCGAAACCGUCUCUUUCAUAGGCAGAGGCGGCCUUGUCACUCCACCCGCGACCAUGUCGUCCGCCGAGCAGGUCAAAAAUGCCGGUCAUCAACAGUUCGUCAAGAAUGCGCUCAUCGCGGGGUAUCGCAACAAAGCCCAGGUUCAGAGGGAGGAGGGGAACAAAGCGCCUGACUUCGAGGGCAGCGUGCUGUUCCAGACUCUCGACGAGUACGCCGCCCUCCCCGAGUCGGAGCGCUGCUACGAGCUGCACGACGGCCUGCCGCCACGCCUCGAGUGA